AUGUCCAUGCUCCCGAACCCACUCUUGCCGGAACAACUGCCGAAGGCGCAGUUCCGCGCCGUCAUCCCCUGCGGCUUCGGUGUCGACCUCUUUCCCCUCGUCGAGCCCGCUGCAGACCUCACAUCGGACGAGGAGGACGCGAAACCGGCUGGAUUGCGCUCGCAUGGGAGGGGACAUGGGCAGAGUAAGGCGCUCUUGCCGGUUGCGGGGAAGAAGAUGAUUGAUUGGGUACUUGAGCGGGUCGAGGAAGCGGGUGUCUUUGACAUCCUCGUACUCGCCCCGACUUCCAUCUUGAAGCCGGUCGCACACCACCUCCGAGCCCGCCGCUCUGCUCCCUCGACUAGCAACACCUCCAGCCCUUCCGCCAAAGUCGAGCUGGAGGAAAUUCCUGAAGAGAUCGCGGCGAAGAACGUUGUGCGGGUACUCAUGUGGGCGGCGGAGAAGCGAUUGAUUACCACCGACUUCAUCCUCGCUCCUUGCGACCUCCUCCUUUCGCCCGCCAACGUCCACAACCCGACCAUCUCGCUCGCCUCGCUUCUCGACCGCCAUCGCUCGGACGACAACCUCUUGACCACCCUCUUCUCGGAACGGGCAGCGGGCAAUGUUGCUGAAGCGCGCAAGGACGGCCCGCCCGAGAUCUUGACGAUCUACGACCGAAAGACAUCCACCCUGCUGGACGUGCGCGAGAUGGACGACUACGACGACGACGAGAUCUCUCUGCGGACAUCUUUGCUUGCCAAGUUCCCCUCGCCGACCUUGACGACCUCCCUCCUCCCUACCCAGCUCUACAUCUGCUCCUCCCUCCUCCUCCCAAUCCUCACCUCGCCCAACUACUCCCGCCGCCUGCGACACAUGGAAGACUUCCCCACUCUCGCAGGCUGGCUCUCCCGCCUUUCCUGGCGCCACAAAGGCCGCGACCAACUCGGCGCGCUUUCAUCACUCAAGAGCUCAUCGACACGGGAAGACGCGCUUGCGAUGGGUCGGAGCACGACGCAGAGACCUGCGGGCAUCGCGAGGAAGGAUCUGGGUAUCGUCGCGCCUGGAACGGGAGGGGAGAUGUCGAUCCCUCAAACCGGCGCAAAUACUCCUGCGCUCGUCUCCCGAGCGUCGUGGAGGCCUGAUCUUGGAGCAGACGCAGGAGCCGGGGAGGAAUGGGCGGCGGGACUGGGCGGACGGAAGACGAGUGCGGCGAGCGCACGAGCGGGUGCAGGAGGGUGCAAGAUUGUGAUUUGGAAGCAGGCGGAUGGGUUUGCAGCGAGGGGAAACUCGGUCGGCGGGUUUGUCGAGAUCAACCGGGCGGCCCUCAAGCUCCUCCCUCCAUCACCGCCACCAACCUCGACUCCGUCCGGCGUCUUCCUCUCGCCCGACUCGCACCUCCACCCAUCCGUCUACAGCAACAUGGGCGAGAAGGUCGGCAUGAAGCGCUGCAUCGUCGGACGCAACACGAUCGUCGGCAAGGGGUCCAAGUUGACCAACUGUGUCAUCAUGGACAGCGUGGUCAUCGGCGAGAACGUCAAGCUCGACAACUGCGUCGUCUCGAACGGCGUGCAGAUCCGCGACCGAGCAGCGCUCAAGGACUGCGAGAUCGGGCGGGAUGUCAUUGUCGACUUUGACUCGCAACUCAAGGGCGAGCAGCUGGUUGUCGAGGUCGACUAG
Molecule: messenger RNA, 1656 nt
Organism: Rhodotorula toruloides NP11
Lineage: Eukaryota; Fungi; Basidiomycota; Microbotryomycetes; Sporidiobolales; Sporidiobolaceae
Product: translation initiation factor eIF-2B gamma subunit
Exons: 8
Coding region: 1-1656 (551 amino acids)
Biological process (GO): cytoplasmic translational initiation
Cellular component (GO): eukaryotic translation initiation factor 2B complex; guanyl-nucleotide exchange factor complex
Molecular function (GO): translation initiation factor activity; guanyl-nucleotide exchange factor activity
Source: RefSeq, a predicted model, not a curated record